Molecule: messenger RNA, 532 nt
Organism: Anisakis simplex (herring worm)
Lineage: Eukaryota; Metazoa; Nematoda; Chromadorea; Rhabditida; Anisakidae
Source: the annotation of a GenBank genome assembly
GUGUAGCAAUGGAAAGUUAAUAAGUGAUCCUGUUUGUGAUAUUAUUGUGAAGAUUUUUGAUUUGCAGCAAGGUGGACGAGCUCUGAUGAAUACGGUUGUUCAUUUGCGGAAGUUGUGUAAUCAUCCGUUCCUUUUCGAGAACGUUGAAGAUGAAUGUCGUGAAUAUUGGAAAGUACCCGAUAUCUCUGGCAAAGAGUUGUAUCGUGUCAGUGGUAAAUUCGAGCUGUUGGAUCGUGUGCUCCCAAAACUGAAAGCGUCAGGACAUCGAGUGUUGAUGUUCUGUCAGAUGACUUCAUUGAUGACCAUUAUGGAGGAUUACUUCAACUUCAGAGAAUACAAAUAUCUCCGACUCGACGGUAGCACAAAGCCGGACGAACGUGGUCAAUUGUUGGCCAUGUAUAACGCACCGAACAGCGAGUUUUUCAUCUUCAUACUGUCCACUCGUGCAGGUGGAUUAGGUUUGAAUCUGCAAACAGCAGACACUGUGAUCAUUUUCGAUUCAGAUUGGAAUCCACAUCAGGUCUGUGAAUUA